Molecule: messenger RNA, 8853 nt
Organism: Dracunculus medinensis (Guinea worm)
Lineage: Eukaryota; Metazoa; Nematoda; Chromadorea; Rhabditida; Dracunculidae
Source: the annotation of a GenBank genome assembly
AUGCUCGUUCGAUGUAUGUAUAUAAUUGAAUUAACUGAAACCGAGGAUGGUGGCCUUGAACUUGUUGACCCAUCUUGGUCAAGUGAUCGAGAUAUGGAAACAGAAACAACAACUGAACCGGAUAUGAAUUUAAGCGAUAUUCAUUCAGAAUUCAGCGAAUAUUCAACUCUUUCUCGUAGCCCUGAAGAAGGUCCACCGAGGAAAAAAAUUAAAUCGCCACCAGUCAUAUCGCCAACUGCUUCAUCUACCAGUUUGUAUAGUGGUGGAAGUAGUUCAAUCGAUUGGACGACAACUGGUACUACGUUAGAUAUGCAAGGAACUCGGGUGACGAGAACGCAAUACGGCUUUCGUUCACUUCAAGAAUCUUCUGCGAAAAUGUGCUUAAAAGUUACGGGUUAUCCUUUGCCCGAGAUCACAUGGUACAAAGGUGAUGAAUUAUUGAAAGAAGACGAACGACAUACAUUUUAUUCUGAUGAAGAUGGCUUUUUUGCAUUAACCAUUGACCCGGUUAAAGUAGAGGAUACAGGACGUUACACCUGUAUGGCAACAAAUGAAUAUGGGCAAGCUUCAACUUCUGCAUUUUUCAGAGUACAUAGAGUAGAGAAAGAAACUGCUGCACCAGUUUUUAUAACUACACUCAAAGAUCACGAAAUAAAGGAAGGAGAAACAGUGUCUUUCGAAUGUGAGGUGGAAGGUUGGCCCGAACCAGAAUUGUUGUGGCUGAUCGAUGACCAGCCUUUACGGCCUUCUCAUGAUUUUAGAUUAGAAUAUGAUGGGCAAAAAGCUAAGUUAGAAAUACGCGAUGCUCAACCUGAGGACACUGGUAUUUAUAUUAUUAGAAUUAGAAAUGAAUACGGGUCUGCAGAAUCGAACGCUAAACUUACCGUGGAACCUGAUCCGGACAAAAAUCAUGUCGCCCCUGAUUUUCAAGCAACAAUUGAUGAUGUUGACUGCAAUGAAGGUGAUACCGUACGAUUCAAGGCCGUCAUUACCGGCGAUCCUACCCCAGACAUUGUGUGGAUGUUAAAUGGUAUAGCACUGUCUCAAUCAGAAAAAAUAAAAUUUAUUAGUGAAGAUGGUAUUUUAAUAUUGACAAUACACGACGUUUCAAGGCAUUUUGAUGGAAUUGUUACCUGUCAGGCUACGAACAGACUUGGAAUGCAAACUUGUGAUGCUCGCAUAAGAGUCCGAGUGCCACCAUCACCUCCACAGUUCAUUCGCCCUCUAGAAGAUCGAGUAACACAAGAAGGUGGAACGAUUACUUUAGAAACAGAAAUCAGUGGUUUUCCACGACCAAAAGUCUCGUUUAUGUUACAGAACAAAACUUUGGUUUCUGGCAUAAAUGGUGUAGAGAUAGCUGAUAAAAGUGAUGGAAUCUAUCGGAUCGAGAUAUCACAUGCAAAUCUUGUUAAGCAUGAUGGUGAAAUAAUUUGUACAGCAAUGAAUGAGCAUGGUCAAGCCGAAAGUCGUGCUCGAAUUAUCGUAGAGCCAAUUGAAGAAGAAUCAAAGUCGUCUCCCACAUUUUUAAAAGACCUUGAAGAUCAAACUGUGAAAAUAGGCGAAGUAGCGGUGUUUGAAACAGCAGUUGAUGGCACUCCAAAACCAGAAGUUAUUUGGUUCAUAGAUGGCGAACAGUUGACUAAGACAACUAUAGGUGCUAAAAUUGAAGUCAGUGAAAAUACUCAUAAACUUACUCUUGAUUCAAUGCAACAUGCAGGCGUAGUACUUUGCAAAGCAGAAAAUUCUGUUGGUCGGUGUGAAACAAGAGCAAAACUUAUAAUACUGGAUGAGAAAAGGAAAAAACCACAGUUUUUAAAGCACUUAACGGAGAUGGCGAUUGUUGAAGGUUCAAAUGCUAUUUUUGAGAUCGAAAUUGAAGCCGAACCAAAAGCAACGCUAAAUUGGACGUUGAGUGAGAAGAAUCUUAUCGAUAUGCCCAAUGUCCAAAUUCGAGAAUUUGAUAGUAACUACAAAGUAGAGAUAAGCAACGUCUCCCUCGAUCUAGCUGGGACUAUAAAGUGCAUAGCUGAAAAUUCAGAAGGAAGUUCGCAGUCAACUGGACAACUUAUAGUAAAAAAGAAACCUCAUGCACCAAAAUUCGAGAAAUGUCCAGAAAAUAUUAUUAUCCAACGAGGAUCUGAAGCCUAUUUUGAUGCUCGUGCAAAUGCUACCCCUGAGCCAAAAUAUCAAUGGUCAGUUGAAGGUCGCAAAGUUACUGAAAUGACCGACGGUGUGAAGAUUAUGUUAAAUCAAGGUGUAUCGACAUUGAUAAUUGACACAAACAAAUUUGGCUCCUCUACAGUUUCAGUAACUGCUGAAAAUGACUUGGGUUUUGACGAAACUAGUGCAUUGCUUAUUAUUGAAGAAAGUUCAUGGGUGAAUAUGGAGAAAUUAACAGAAAGGAAAAUUAGAAUUUUCGAAGAAACAGAUUCUAAUGUCGCACAAAUAUCGCAAAAUGGUGCUGCGGAAGAUAAAUUAAAAGUAGCAGAAAUUAAUAAAAUGAAUAUCAAAGAAUGUGAUGAAAACAAAAAACCAUUUAUUAUAAAGCCAUUACAAGAUCAAGCAGUUAAACUUGGUGAGAAUGCACAUUUUAGCGUCGAAAUUAAAUUGGCAGAUAAGGUGGAAUGGUUCAGCAAUGAAAGAAAAAUUUCUGCUGGUAUGCCAGGAGUUACAAUCAUUGCCAAUGAUAACUACGAAUUUCGACUGACCGUCGAUUCUGCUCAAUUUGCUGGAACUAUUGCAGUAAAAGCAGAAAAUUCUUUCGGCAUAGCUGAUUCUUCUGCUAAAUUAACCUUUAUUAGGGAAAUAAUGCUGCCAGAAUUCGUUACUCCCUUGGUUGAUACGAAUCUUGUGGAAGGUGAAACUUUGAAAAUGGUUGCUGAAACGUCAAAUGCUUCACAGUUUGAGUGGAGAAAAGGUGACAUUAUUUUGAAGCAUGGCGAAGAUGGUAUUAAAAUUAUUAGCAGUCUAAGCAAAACUAUUUUGGAAAUUGAUCAAGUUAAAUGUGAUAAUGAUGGUACAUUUAUUGUAUUAGCUAGCAAUGAAGCUGGGCAAGUUAGUUCAAUUGCUAGGCUAACGGUUACAAAAAAGAUCGAGCCAGCGAAAAUUGUGGAAGGGCCUAAAUCAGUGUCAAUCAAGGAAAUGGAAACUGCUGAAUUUGUCAUCAAAGUAACAGGAACACCGACUCCAAUAGUUCAGUGGAUGCUUAACACUCAAAUCGUAAAAGACAAUGAAAAUAUUUCUAUUAAAACCGAUGGCACAACACAUACGUUGAUUAUUGAUAAAGCUAUAUUACGACAAGCUGGUGAGAUUGUUGUCGUCGCGCAAAAUCCAGUAGGAACAGAUACUAAAUCUGCUAUACUGAAGAUUGAGCCUGACAUUACGAAACCAGUCUUUAAAAUACAUUUAAUUGAUCGAACAGUAAAUGAAGAAGAACCAUUGCGUUGGGAUGUAUCUUUGGAACAUCCAUACAAAGGAACAAGAGUCUCUUGGAUCUUAAAUGGUGAAGAACUUGUGGCAAGCGAUAAAGUACAAAUUGAAGAUCAUGGCGACGGUUCCUAUCACCUUACAAUCGCUGAUGCUAAACCAGGAAUGGCUGGUACGUUAGUCUGCAAGGCCGAAAACAGUCGUGGAGUAAGUGAAUCUCGUUCAACAUUGACCGUGACUGAGAUUGAUAAGCCACCGAAGUUCACGAAAUCACCACAGGAUCAUGAUACUAUUGAAGAAACAUCAGUGAAAUUUAGCGCUACAGUUACUGGGAAACCAAAACCAAAUGUGUCUUGGUUAUUAAAUAAUGUUAAGAUCGAUUCAUCUGAAGAAAUCAAAAUGAAAUAUGACGAAUCUACUGGUAAAACGUCAAUUAGAAUCAUGAAUCCGAAAGAAAGUCAUAGUGGAACGGUAACUGUACAAGCUGAGAAUCGCUUAGGCAAAGCAGAAGCUUCUUCAAAAUUGACUGUAACGAAGAAAAAUGAACCACCGAGAUUUAUCAAUGAUAUGAACAGUCGUCAGGUCGAUGAAGGCACAACUGUGAAAUUUAGUGUAACUGUAGCUGGGUAUCCGAAACCUGACGUUCAAUGGUUCCUUCAUGGAAAAUCGAUUGAGCAAAAUGAUUCAAUGCAAAUUACUGUGGAGAACGAUAUACAUACUCUUAUAAUGAAGGAUGUUGUUCCCGAACAAACAGGCGAAAUAUGUUGUGAGGCAAAAAAUGCAGUUGGAUCAAAAAAACAGUUCGCAUCUCUGGCAGUGAAAAUGAUUGGAUCGGCUCCGAUUUUUGAAAAGAAUCUUGAGGAUCGUUUGGUUCGUGAAGGCGAGGAAAUCAUCAUGGAGGCUGUGCUUUCCGAGAUUAAACCGAAGCCAUCGGUUGUUUGGCUGCGUGAUGGAAAGCUUUUGGCUGAUGAACGCUUCCUAACUAAUAUUAUUAAUGAAAAAAAGUUUCAAUUAAAAGUCUUAUCAGCUACUAUGGACGAUAAGUCGCGGAUAACAAUCCGAGCCGAAAAUCAGUUUGGAAUAGCUGAAUGUUCUGCUUCCAUUGGGGUCCAAAAACAAAGGCCAAUGGCUAAACCUAAUUUUUUGUCCGAUAUUGCUCCAGUGAAUAUCAGCGAGGGUGAAACGCUAGAAACCAAAGUUCUAAUUACUGGAGAUCCAACUCCAUUCGCCAAAUGGUAUAUUAAUGAUCAGCUAGUUUGUGCCACUGAAGAUACGCAGAUGAAAGCUGAAAAUGGUAUAUACACAUUGAUUAUACAUGGUGCAACCAAGGAUAUGACCGGCACUAUCAAAUGUACUGCCUAUAAUAAAGCAGGUGAAGUAAGCACUCAAGGACCAAUAUCUGUAGUUGCUCCAAUUCCAGUUGAAUUUGAAACGGUAUUGUAUGUUAAUGGAAAACAGCUGGAAGAAAGUCAAAAUAUUAAAAUCCAUGCUGAAAAGGGAACUUAUACGGUGACUAUUAAAGAUAUUACGUGCGAUUAUUCUGGAAAGGUCGUUUGUGAAGCAGUUAAUGAAUACGGUAGAGCUUCGUCUGAAGCUAUGCUUUUAGUUCUUCCCAGAGGUGAACCACCAGAUUUCAUCGAAUGGCUAAGUAAUAUUAAAGCUCGGCCAGGCUCACGCGUCACCCAUAAAGUUGUUUUUACUGGUGAUCCAAAGCCUAAUCUCCUGUGGUACAUUAACGGUGAAGAAAUGAAAAAUGAUGAAGAGAUAAGUAUAAUAACUACUGACAACACUUCCACCUUAAUAAUAAAAAGUUUCGAUGCAGAGAAGCAUAUUGGAGAAAUUAUUUGUAAAGCAGAAAAUGAUGCAGGAGAAGUUUCUUGUACUGCAAGCAUGGCUGCUUACACUUCCGAUAUGUUCUCGGAAUCGGAAUCUGAUGCAAUGGCUGAUGAAACACUUGAAGUUGAUGAUUUUCUCGGUAGGGUAGAGAACGAUGAAACAUUGAUUGAAGAAAGCGAGCGAACUGUAACACCAGUAAUGGCACCGAAAUUCAUCAAGAAAAUAAAGGAUACUAGAACUUCUAGAGGGCAUCAGGCUAUUUUUGAAUGUAUCGUUCCAGAUACAAAGGGUGAUGGGAAGGAAAUAGAAUUAAUAGCAAGAAUUCGCGUACAGACUCGAAUAAUUGAAGGAUUUUUGGCUAGUGAACUUAUUAUCGAUGAAGUGGAGCUUGAAGAUGCUGGCAAAUAUACUGUCGUAGUUGAAAAUGCUGCUGGAAUGGAGAGAUGCGAGGCUAUGCUUAAUGUCUAUGGUGAUAACUCAAUUUUGUCUCAUGUUGAUGGUUUCCGAAUUGGUCAGCAAUUUGAUUAUGCGCUUGUGAUUUUACUGGUGCCAGUUGUUGAGGAAACAUUUCGGACGAUCAUUGAAUCAGAAGGAAGUGUGCAACGUUUGACUAUUCCAUCAGUGGAAUUCGAUAACAAAGGACGAUAUAUUUGUAUUGCUGAAAAUAUCGUUGGAAGGGCACAAUCUGAAGCUACUCUAACUGUACAAGCAGAAGCCCCUAAAUUUAUACGAGCUGUAACUGAUAAGGCAAUUAAUCUUGGUGAAAAACUAGUCAUUGAAUGCGCCGUUAAAGGAUUGCCACAGCCAUUAGUACAAUUUUUUUCUGGUACUACGAGAUUAACAUCAAAUAGUCGGAUUUCAAUCGAACAUGAUGCAACCAAUGUUAAUUGGAGAAUGGUAAUUAACUCGGCAGAGGAGAAUGAUUUUACUACAUAUCGUGUUUUGGCAACAAAUACUGUUGGUACAGUCGAAGGUGAAGCUGUCGUUCGCCAAAAAGAUCGUAAAAGUGGUCCAAUUAUUGAACAAGGUAUGAAAAACCAAAAAGUAGUAGAAGGUGAUGAAAUUAAGAUUUUUGGUCAACCUAUGCCUGAGACGAAAUGUUUUAAAAAUGGCGAAAUAACUUCUGAAGUAGAAAAGAAAAUUGAAAUUAAAAAAACCAGAGACGGUCAACAUACAUUGACUGUGAAAAAAAUUUCAGCCGCUGAUUCAGGCUGUUAUUCAAUUGAAGUAGUAAAUAGUGAAGACAAAAAGACGAGCGAUGGUAAUAUCACAGUGGUCCAAUGUGUUGAGGCGCCGGAUUUCAUUGAGGGCCUUUCUGAUUUAAGAAUUGUAGAAGCAGAGAAUGCUGAAUUAAACAUAACCGUAUUGGGCAUACCUGAGCCCGAGGUUGAAUGGUUCAAAAAUGGAGCUCCUCUUAACAUCGAUGGUUCUCAUUUAAUUGAAAAGAGAGACAAAAAUGGGCAGUACAAACUUAUCAUUCACAACGCUCGAGUAGAAGAUGCUGGAAGUUAUUCAUGCCAUGCACAAAAUAAAGCUGGAAAAGCUGAAAGUGCAGCUAAAAUCGCUGUUGAAGAAUUCCAGCAAAUGCCACAGUUUGAUGAAGAGUUGAAAGAAAUUUCUGUUCAUGAGACAGAAAGUGCUGAACUUUUGGUAACUGUUUCAGGCUAUCCAGAACCUGAAGUGCUAUGGCUCAAGGAUAAUCUGCCCGUGAAUAUUGAUAAUAUUCAUCUUAUAACUAAAAAAAGUGAUGAUGGCAAGCAUAAAUUGAUAAUUAAUAAAGCACUCCUCGAAGAUGCUGGUACCUAUUCAUGUAAAGCUGUAAAUAAGGCUGGAUCCAUAGAAUCUGAAGCCAAAUUUGUGGUAGUUUCAGAUAUCAUCUCUCCAGAGUUCGUAGAAAAACUGCGCGAAAUUGAAGUAUCACAAGGCGAUAGAGUGGAGAUGUCAUGUGCUAUUAUUGGAUCGCCUUUACCUGAAGUAAUUUGGUUAAAAGAUGGUGUUGAAGUGCUAUUUGAUAAUAAUCAUAUUUUCAAAAGAGCCGAUAAAAAUGGCAAACAGACUCUCAUAAUAACACAGAUGACUAGCGAAGAUGUUGGUGCAUAUUCUUGCAUAGCAAUAAAUACUGCAGGCAAGGCUGUAACCUCAGGAAAAUUGAAUUUCCCGCAGUAUGGCUCAGAGAAAAUGAAGGAAGAAGGAAUCCCUUUGUUCAUUGAGCCUUCAUUACCAUAUAGUGUUGCUGAGGGCGAAACAGUAACCAUAGAAUGUAAAGUAAACGAGGAAUCUAAACCUGAAGUAAAAUGGUAUAGAGAAAAUGAACCCACUGAAACAAAUGAACAUAGGAUUAUGGAGGAGAUUCAAGGAGAUUUACUAAAAUUAACUGUAUUGAAUGCAACAAAAGAGGAUGUAGGGUACUAUCGUUGCGAACCGAUCAGUGCCUCGGGUCAAGCUAAAACGGAGGCUAAACUCGACAUGUAUUAUGGUGCAACUGCUGAAGAAGUAAAAGAAGAUGAGACAAUGACGAUAAGAUUCAUUGCUGCCUUGCACGAUGAAGUGGUUCAAGAAGGAGAAAUAGUUAAAUUUAAGUGCAUUAUCGAUAAGCCAGAUAUGGGCAUCAAAACUGAGUGGCAUAAAGAUGAUAAGAUUAUUGAUAAGAGUAUUCCAUCUGAGAUUCAAAUUACAAGCCAAAUUGAUGGCACACAGCAGUUAACAUUGGAAAAAGCAAAAGUAGAAGAUGCUGGCAUCUAUAAAUGUAUUGCAACACAAGGCGAUGUAACUAUUUCAACAGAAUGCAAAUUAUCUGUUUCAGAAAGAACUGUUACAUUAGAAGAAGAUAGUCGACCGCCGGAAUUUAUCGAGUUAAUGCGAUCUUGUACAACCAUAGAAAAAAAUGAAGCCAUUUUUCGAUGUAAAGUUAAAGGAAAACCGCGACCCAAAAUAACAUGGACAAAAGAUGGACAAGAGAUUAUUAUGGAAAGAAGGGUAAAAACUGAAUGUAAAGAUGAUGGUACAUUGAUUCUACGAAUCAGUGAUGUUCGUAUAAGCGAUAUAGCCGAAUAUCGUUGUGAUGCAACUAAUGAAUUUGGAAGUGCAUGGACCGUUGCACCAUUAACUGUAACAGCUGAAGGGGCACCACCUGAUCAUGGAAAAGCUCCAGAUUUCAUCGAACCGAUUCGUCCCAUUUCGGUUAUUGAAGGAAGCACGGCGAUUCUCGUCGGGAGAGUUACUGGGGAGCCACAACCGAUCGUAACAUGGCACAAAGGUGAAGUGCUAUUAAAAAGUGAUGAUAGGAUCCAGAUUGAAAGUUUACAGGGCGGUAUACAGAGAUUAAUAAUUCAAAAUGCGAUUUUAAACGAUACAGACGAAUAUCGUUGUUCAGCAUUUAAUGAAUAUGGUGAUGUAUGGUGCGAUGUAACUUUGACGGUGCAAGUGCCUUCAACGACUGAAAUGGAACCGAAAGAAAUGGCAGCACCGACAUUUUUAAAAACUCUUGAAGAACAAAGUGUUGAAGAAGGCGAACAUGUCUGUCUAGAGUGCAAAAUUGUUGCCGAACCUAUGCCUCAAGUGAAAUGGUAUAAGGUAAGUUUCUUGCUCUAA